CACAGGGCAGGUGAGGAGGGACUGGUAGGGAAGGUAUUAAGGAAAUGGUGAUUAGUGCCUAAGUGUUCUAACAACUAAGGUUUAAAAAGGCCCUACCCCCAGGAUGGUUUUGUUCACUAACACUAGUGCUUAGGUGGCACAGACAUGUCUUCAUACACAUUUUGUGUGCAGACACUGGGAAAUGAGUAAAGGGAACUGUUGCCCUUGUUGGAGGAAGGACAGUGUCAUCCCCCCUGCUAAUAAGAGAGCUAGAAACGGCAGUUUCCAAAGGCUGUGAGUCAUUCUCUCAUCUGUCACACGUGAGGCUUAGCAUAGUCUGGAAAGCAGGGACAGGGAGGCCUGGGGUCUUCAAUAGCAGAGAGGACUCCAGGCACCUACACCCUGACUCAGCCUAGCUGGCCAGGACAACUGGCUAAAGACCUAGGACUGUCCCUAGUCCUGGGCCACUGCCCCAGCUGCCCUUAGCCUGGGCACCAUGCCUGAGACAUGGCGUAAAAGACCACGAUGCUCAGGUGACCUCACCCAGUACACUGAUCUUCGCCAGCUUCUGUGUGUGGGCCUGUCAGUCCAUGGUGCCACCUCACACGGCAGGGCCUCUCAGGGGUCCUCAGUCUAGCCCAAGGACCUGGGCUUUAGCUGAGCCCCUAAUAGGCCACAGCCCCCAGCUUCCUGCUGGGAAAAUCUAGGAGCUGAGAAAAGAAUCACAGAAUCCUAGAAUGUCAGAGCUGAAAGAGACCAUCUAGUCCAAACCUUUCAUUUUACUGAUGGGGAGACAGGGGCCUACAGAACAGGCAUGACCUGCUGAAAGUCGCACAAAACAAGGAGACAAGUGCCGGUCCAGUGGCUGUGAUGGGAAAGGAUUAUUACAAGAUUCUUGGGAUCCCAUCGGGAGCCAACGAGGAUGAGAUCAAGAAAGCCUACCGGAAGAUGGCCUUGAAGUACCACCCAGACAAGAACAAAGAACCCAAUGCUGAGGAGAAGUUUAAGGAGAUUGCAGAGGCCUACGACGUGCUGAGUGACCCUAAGAAACGAGGCCUGUAUGACCAGUAUGGGGAGGAAGGCCUGAAGACCGGCGGUGGUUCAUCAGGUGGCUCCAGUGGCUCCUUUCACUACACCUUUCACGGGGACCCCCACGCCACCUUUGCCUCCUUCUUUGGUGGCUCCAACCCCUUCGAUAUCUUCUUUGCCAGCAGCCGUUCCACUAGACCCUUCAGUGGCUUUGACCCAGAUGACAUGGAUGUGGAUGAAGAUGAGGAUCCAUUUGGCGCCUUUGGCCGCUUUGGCUUCAAUGGGCUGAGUAGGGGCCCAAGGCGGGCCCCCGAACCACUAUACCCUCGGCGCAAGGUGCAGGACCCACCUGUGGUACAUGAGCUGCGGGUGUCCCUGGAGGAGAUCUACCACGGCUCCACCAAGCGCAUGAAGAUCACAAGGCGGCGCCUCAACCCUGAUGGGCGAACUGUGCGUACCGAGGACAAGAUCCUGCACAUUGUCAUCAAGCGUGGCUGGAAAGAAGGCACCAAGAUCACCUUCCCCAAAGAAGGUGAUGCCACACCUGACAACAUCCCUGCUGACAUAGUCUUUGUGCUCAAAGACAAGCCCCACGCACACUUCCGUCGAGAUGGCACCAAUGUGCUCUACAGUGCCCUGAUCAGCCUCAAGGAGGCGCUGUGUGGCUGCACUGUGAACAUUCCCACUAUUGAUGGCCGGGUGAUCCCAUUACCCUGCAAUGACGUCAUCAAGCCAGGCACCGUGAAGAGACUCCGUGGGGAGGGCCUUCCUUUCCCCAAGGUGCCCACCCAGCGAGGAGACCUCAUUGUCGAGUUCAAAGUUCGCUUCCCAGACAGAUUAACACCACAGACACGACAGAUCCUUAAGCAGCACCUACCCUGUUCCUAGGCUCUGCCCCAGCCAGCCCAGAGUCUACCACAGCAAUACCCCCUACACUCACCCACCCAAUGUGCACCCAGCUUGAUGUCCACUGGACACUGGCAACUUUUUCUAAAAUGCAAAAAAAAAAAAAAAAAAAAAAAAAAAGCCACUGGAUUUCAGGAAAAUGUUCCUGUCCCUGACCCCUUUCAGAGCUGGGCUGCCUUGGGGAAGUGGGUGGGAGGUGGGGAGAGCUAGCCCAGGCCAGGGGUCAAUUUUCACGUCACUAGUUUCUAAUCCAGUUCCCACUCCAGUGGCUGGAGAGUGACCUGAGUGCUACUUGAAGAUACAGAGAUUCCUUGUCCAUGCCUGUAAAUAGCAUGUCCUCUUACCCCUCUCAGCUUUGCUAAUACCUCUCCUCUCCCUUCUCUCCAGCUUCCUCCCAGUGGCAGAGGAAGAAGAUAGAAAGGACACUGCUUUCCCACCCCAACCCCACCCCUAGGUCCACAGUGUCUAAGGUUAAUGCACACAUAUUCACACACACGAAGCACUCACCUAGAGCUAUCUGUGCCUCUCCAGAGUUAAGAAGGGAAGGUCCGUAACCCAUGAAUCGGGCCACUGAGCACGAGACACUUUUCAUUAGGGCCAGGAAGGUGAAUGGGGGCUUGGCAGCCUCCCUGAGAGCCCCCCACACUACCCAGAUCUCCCUGCUGCUCUCAGGAGUGUGCAGGGGUGGAGGGAGGGGAAGAGGGCCUGCUGUAUUAAGGCUAAGAGGUAGGGGGCAGGGUCCAUCCCCCAGCCUUCAUCAGGAAGGGAAAGGGCUUUGGGGUCAGAUGACAGCUAUUCCCCACCAAGAGAUUCAGGGUCACAGGUUUCUCCCCACACCUCUGAACUCAGGGCCUAGCCACCCUCAAACUUCCAAAUCCCAUUUUUGUGAUACGUGAAGCUACUUAUUUCUUACCCUUCAUGGAGGCUGUGUGGGGAAUUUCUAGCCCUUUAAUGCCUGUGUGACCCCACCCCACUCCCACAAUUGUAUAAAGGUCAAGUAGUGAAGGAGCUAGGGGAAGACUGCUUCAGCCAGGUCCUGGGGUGGGGUCUUUAGGUUUUCUCACUUUGACAAGCCCCUGAAUGUUUUUAUAGUAGUUUUUUUGUAUUUUUUUGUAAUGACAGUAUUAUGGAAAAAAAAAAUAAAGUAUUUUAAAAAUAA
Molecule: messenger RNA, 3073 nt
Organism: Felis catus (domestic cat)
Lineage: Eukaryota; Metazoa; Chordata; Mammalia; Carnivora; Felidae
Gene: DNAJB5
Product: DnaJ heat shock protein family (Hsp40) member B5
Exons: 4
Coding region: 850-1896 (348 amino acids)
Biological process (GO): negative regulation of transcription by RNA polymerase II
Cellular component (GO): cytosol
Molecular function (GO): protein-folding chaperone binding
Source: RefSeq, a predicted model, not a curated record